GUUAGUCCUCGUGGGGGGGAACCAGCCAUCGUAUGUAUAUGUACCAUCAAGCUCAAGACCCAACUAACAAGUAAUAUAACAACCAAGUGUAUAAACUAGCCAAGCAAACUUUCAAGGCCUCUCCAUCGAGUGUGUGGAGAGCUGAGUGAGAGAAAAGUAACAGAGUAAGACAAGACGUGCCAGAGUUUGGAUAUAUGCACAAGUUGCUCGGGACGUCAGCACGGGAGCAGGACUAGGACAUUUGUGUUAUACCUCCUGCCUGCAUGUACAUGUCGUUAUCAAUUGCAUUCUGUUGAGAGUGUGCGGAGUUUUCAUGGAAUUAUUCGCCAUGUGCGACUCCGGGUGUGACUUGACGCGGCGUUCGGCCAGCAUCCAGAAUCAUCAAUGACCAAAAUCAUCAACAUCAUCUGCGAGUCUGAACGUCAACCAACGUACAAGUUGUGUGUGUGAUAUCCUACGAGAUAGAGUCAACGGGAAGAUUGAGAGAGGCUGCUGUUGCUGUUGAAUAUAGAGAACGGACAGACAGACAGUGUUGUAGAGGCGGGGACGAGACCCGUGCGCGGUAUUGCCCGUCACAUUUUAUACUUAAACUAAAGAAAAAGGAGUAAAUAAUAUUUGAAACAAAAUAUAAAUACUCUUGGGCCCUUCUGCGGGUGUGUCGGGCGUGUCUUAUAUAUUAUAUACAAAUUUUAAACGUGUUUUAUUAACGCUAAAUAGUAACCCUCAUCACACGGGUUUUACUUUAUUUACUUACAAGACGGUCUUGUGUUAUCAUUGUUAUUAUUAUUAUUAUUUAAGUGAUAAUAAUAAUAAUUUUUUGGGUAGUGAUUUUUAAUCGUGCUGUGCGGGUGAAAUAGUUGUGUGCUUUAGUAGAGAUUUUAGUUAGAUAGAAAUCUAGUGCUGGAAAAAGAAAGAGUGCGGGAGAGAAGGCGAAUAUUGAGGAUUUAAUACAACAGAGAGAGAAAGAGAACACGAGUCGUGUAUCAAGAUGGCGCAUAAUUUGGCACCGAGCGUUAACUGCUCGCUCGACGACAUCGACUUGAAUGCACUCAAGGAUCCAGCGGGUAUCUUCGAGCUCAUCGAGGUCGUUGGCAAUGGAACUUACGGUCAAGUUUACAAGGGCCGACACACCAAAACGGGCCAGCUGGCGGCCAUUAAAGUUAUGGACGUCACGGAGGACGAAGAAGAAGAAAUAAAACUCGAAAUAAAUGUCCUCAAAAAGUACUCAAAUCACAGAAAUAUUGCAACAUAUUAUGGAGCUUUUGUUAAAAAAUCACCACCCGGGAAAGAUGACCAGCUGUGGCUGGUUAUGGAGUACUGCGGGGCUGGCUCGGUCACUGAUUUAGUUAAAUCAACAAAAGGCCAAAGUUUAAAGGAGGAGUGGAUCGCUUAUAUCUCGCGAGAGAUUUUAAGAGGACUCAGCUACCUUCAUAGUAAUAAAGUAAUUCAUAGGGAUAUCAAAGGGCAAAAUGUAUUGUUAACAGACAACGCCGAAGUCAAAUUAGUUGAUUUCGGUGUAAGUGCACAAUUAGAUCGUACAAUCGGUAGAAGAAAUACAUUUAUUGGUACGCCAUACUGGAUGGCUCCCGAAGUUAUCGCAUGUGAUGAAAAUCCAGACGCAACUUAUGACAAUAGGAGUGACCUGUGGUCUCUCGGUAUCACGGCGCUUGAAAUGGCCGAAUCACAGCCUCCUCUCUGUGAUUUACAUCCCAUGAGAGCCCUGUUUUUAAUUCCACGUAACAUGCCGCCGAGAUUAAAAUCUAAAAAAUGGGCCAAGAAAUUUCACGGUUUUAUUGAAACGGUCCUAGUAAAGGAUUAUCAUCAAAGGCCGUAUACAGAGCAGCUACUAAAGCAUCCAUUCAUCCGGGACCAACCAACGGAGCGUCAAGUAAGGAUACAGCUGAAAGACCACAUCGAUCGUUGUAAGAAACGUAAACAAGAGAAAGAACGAGAUGAUUAUCGGUACAGCGGUAGCGAAAACGAAGAAGACGAGCCAGCGCUCGCUGGUGAACCAUCGUCAAUCGUUCAAGCACCUGGUGGAGAUACUCUACGCCGUAACUUCCAACAGAUUCAAGAGGGUAGAACGUUGACCCAGGACAUUCCCCAGCAGCCGGCGCAUCCGAACAAAGAGAAACAGUCUAGUAGAGGCCAAAGAGAAAUUCCAGAACCUGGUCCUCCAGCACGACCGGCUAUUCCUCACAGACUUAUCGAACCUCAACCGCCUUCUCGACCUCUACCGCCGACACCUCGUGACGAUCCAAGACAACCGCACAAAGUAUCAACUCCACCGUCUAAUCAUCACUCAGCAGUCAAUUCCGGUGGAGCUGGCAGUGGCGGAUCAGGUGGUCAAGCCGCUCCACAGCGAAAUAGCCAUAUCUUCAAACCUAUGCUGCCACCAAGAAGGCCGGAGGACUUGGACAUGCUGUGUGCUCAACUCAACGAGCUUGGUGUGUCACAGGGCCCAGAAGCCCCGCCGAGGCCCAAUCGACAACACAAGAGCCCCGCACCGGCACAGUCGACAAACGCGGCACCGCACUCGGCUCAACCUGUCGCCAAUAAUGAACAGAACAACAAACAGAUGCCUCAAUCCUCCAGUAUUCUUGAUCAAGCACUAUCAGUUGAAAGUGACAGUGACGAUGAUUUCGAAGAUGCUACCGGAAAUAAUGCACGAAAUGACGGAACACUAUUAGCCAGUGAUCCGCCAAAACCUCUUCCUGAAUUUGCUUUCAGACCGUCUUCAGAUUCAUCUUCAUCUUCCUCGCACAAUGCCCAAAACCAUCAUGAAGGAGGAGGCGCGCCAAAUCGACCGUUACCACCAACUCCAGACGAAGAAGAAUCUGGUGAUCGUACGCUAGUCAUGAAAAGAAAAUUAACACCAAUCACAACAAUCACCUCCACAACAUCAUCAUCAUCAUCAUCAACAACGACAACAACCACAACAACAACAACACCAACACCAAGCACGACUGCAAUGACAAAUAGCAACAGUAGUAAAACAACGACGACGACGGACGAUAGAGCGGUAGUUGCGAGCAACAGGCACUCCGAAAUUGACGAGCAAUUGCUCCUCAAGGAGUGGGACUUUACUCGCUUCUUUCAAGGGUGUAACGAAAGGUUGGAUAAAAUGAAACAGGAGGCGAGUAGCAGUGGGAAAUCUGCUAGUGAUGAGAGGUCAUCAUCCUCAAGUGACAGGACAUUGAAGCGGUACGACGCCGCGGGAAGACGAAAAGAUCAACCUCAAGCUCAACCUCACCAGCCUCAGGUUCACCAUCAUAAACAGAACAGUCAUAAAUCGUCUCAACAGUCGCAGUCAUCCCAACUGAAAGCGGUUCACCGGCGUCAAGAGUCCGAUUCAAAGUUGGGAAACACGAGUGCAUUUGCCCGGGCAUUCAGACGAGAGAACUCGGAUUUUUUCCCAUCAACGAGACACUCGGCCUACCUGCAAAAGUCUGAACCGCGGUCUAGUAUGUUCUCCAGUGGGAACAGACGUGGCAGCGAGAUAAGUGUGGCCGGAAUAUUGGGAAAAAAAUCCAGCGGAUUGGCACCCGGUGAGCCGGUACUGACAGAAUUCUCCUACGGACGGGAACCGACUACGCCUACCGCUGGCAGUGGACUACUUCAGCGGCCAAGACGCGAGAAGACAGAGAGUGAAAUUGUUUUCGGUAGCAGUAGCAGUAGACAGCAAGACUUUUUGCGAGAACGUCACGAGGCUAGACUGUUACGCGCUGCUGCUGCUACUGCUGCGGAAGACUUGUCCUCAAGAAGACGGAGUUUUAGGCCCUCGGAUAGCCCAACCUCAAACUCGCUGAAUGCUACUAACUCGACAAUGUCUUCCGAUGAUGGAGGGACUAUUAAAUCUACUGCUAGUACAACUGCUAGCGAGUACAGCCCGGUUAUCAGUCAGAAUCGUGAUGGUGAUCGUGCGAGAAGUAGCGGCGGCGGUGAUUUCCAGAGGUCAGACUCAUCACCAGGCUCACGACCAAGCUCUGUUCUCCCAGACCUUUUGACCUCGUCACCGGGUCAGCGACAAGACAAAUCAACCAGCGAAGAGCAGUAUCGACAAGCUGUUAAAACACCCGCACCUCUUGCACUCCAACAGAAACAGCGUUCAUUCCUGACAUUUGGUUUUGGUGCCGGUCCUGCACGAAGAGAAUCACAUGUUAACGUCAAUGUUACACCAACAAGUCACGAUUUGUCCUCAGAUACACCUGAAAUACGAAAAUACAAAAAACGUUUCAAUAGUGAAAUACUUUGCGCUGCAUUAUGGGGCGUGAAUCUACUAAUUGGAACGGAGAACGGGUUAAUGUUGCUAGACAGAAGCGGACAAGGGAAAGUCUAUCAGUUAAUAAGCAGAAGACGAUUUCAGCAGAUGGAAGUACUCGAAGGACAAAAUAUUCUAGUGACUAUCAGCGGAAAAAAAAAUCGUGUCAGGGUUUACUACCUUUCUUGGCUCAAGAGUAAAAUACUGCGGACUGAUGGCCACAGUGACCAAGUAGAACGACGUAAUGGAUGGAUAAAUGUAGGCGAUCUCCAGGGUGCUGUGCACUUCAAAAUAGUCAAGUACGAGAGAAUAAAAUUUCUCGUCAUCGCUCUUAAAGACUCGAUAGAGAUUUACGCUUGGGCACCGAAACCCUAUCACAAAUUCAUGGCCUUUAAAUCAUUCGGUGAGCUAGCUCACCGUCCACUACUCGUCGAUCUCACUGUCGAAGAGGGUUCCAGAUUAAAAGUUAUCUACGGCAGUGCCGACGGUUUUCAUGCGGUCGAUUUGGACUCCGCAACUGUUUACGAUAUUUAUCUUCCAAAACACACUCAGGGACCCAUUUGUCCACAUUGUAUUGUCGCAUUACCACACAGUAAUGGUAUGCAAUUGUUGUUGUGUUACGACAACGAAGGUGUUUACGUCAAUACGUAUGGUCGUGUAUCCAAGACAAUGGUCUUGCAGUGGGGCGAAAUGCCAACUAGUGUGGCAUAUAUUGGUACUGGUCAAAUAAUGGGUUGGGGUAAUAAAGCUAUUGAAAUAAGAAGUGUCGAGACUGGUCAUCUUGAUGGCGUAUUUAUGCACAAAAAAGCUCAACGGCUCAAGUUCCUCUGUGAACGUAAUGAUAAGGUAUUUUUCUCGUCAGCGAAAGGCGGUAGCUCAUGUCAAAUUUACUUCAUGACGUUAAACAAACCGGGUAUGGCUAACUGGUGAUCCCGAAUGAGGCCGAAUAUGGCCCCAUCGUCUAACGUGCAAGCUUCACCAU
Messenger RNA from Cotesia glomerata, 5243 nucleotides. It is a transcript of the gene msn, whose product is annotated as serine/threonine-protein kinase mig-15. The transcript has 22 exons. Lineage: Eukaryota; Metazoa; Arthropoda; Insecta; Hymenoptera; Braconidae. Gene Ontology annotation, biological process: protein phosphorylation. Bases 989 to 5191 code for a protein of 1400 amino acids. Gene Ontology annotation, molecular function: ATP binding; protein kinase activity. The record is from RefSeq and is a predicted model, not a curated record.